GGAAACAGAAAUCAGAGAAUCCCGGGGCCAACAAAAACGCUCAUUUCCCAACUUCUCAUCUUCCACUCCGCUCCCACUCGAAUCGCCGGCUGGAUCUCCGGCGAUGAGCGCCGGACCUCAUGCCCGCCGGUGAUCCACGAGAUGAACCCUAGAUCCCAUUCCUCAUAGCCACGAAGCACAGCUCAUACGCUCGUUUCUAGCCUCUAAUAUCUCGAUGGAGACGCGGCUAGGGUUUUCAUGGCGGAUUUUGGUAGUUCUCACGGCGAUCUUGGCUGGGAUUGAGUGUGGAGCGGUGGCGGAGAAGCCACGGGGAAAGCGGCGGCACGCCUACGCCUCGAUGAUGUACAUGGGGACGCCGCGUGACUACGAGUUCUUCGUUGCUACUCGGGUGAUGAUGCGAUCCCUCUCCAAGCUACGCGUUGAUGCCGAUCUCGUCGUCAUCGCCUCCAUCGAUGUCCCUUCCCGCUGGCUCCGUGCUCUAAAAGAAGAGGAUGGUGUCAAAGUGGUCAGGGUUGAGAAUUUGAGGAACCCAUAUGAGAAGCAGGAUAACUUCAAUAGUAGAUUCAAGCUGACUCUAAAUAAACUUUAUGCUUGGAGUUUAGUGGCUUAUGAUCGAGUCGUUAUGCUUGAUUCUGACAAUAUCUUCCUUCAAAGAACUGACGAGCUCUUCCAGUGUGGUCAAUUCUGUGCUGUAUUUAUUAACCCUUGUAUCUUCCAUACUGGUCUCUUUGUUCUGCAGCCUUCAAUUGAUGUCUUCAAUAACAUGCUCCAUGAGUUAGAAAUUGGACGUGAGAAUCCCGACGGUGCAGAUCAAGGCUUUCUUGCCAGCUACUUCCCGGAUUUGCUGGACCGUCCGAUGUUCCAUCCGCCUGCAAAUGGCUCGAAGCUGGAUGGCUUCUAUCGCCUUCCCUUGGGCUAUCAGAUGGAUGCUUCCUACUACUAUUUGAAGCUUCGAUGGAGCAUACCAUGCGGACCGAACAGUGUGAUUACAUUUCCCAGCGCGCCAUGGUUGAAGCCUUGGUAUUGGUGGUCUUGGCCAGUCCUCCCAUUAGGCCUUUCAUGGCACGAGCAACGCAGAAAGAGUCUUGGGUAUAACUCAGAGCUGCUGGUGAUGCUGAUACAGUCUGCGAUGUAUCUUGCCAUCUUAGCAGUGACGCGGCUGGUCCGACCCAGUCUGACAAAGCUCUGUUACAACAGGAAACCGGAGAAAAGCAUCGCAUUGUUGCACGCUUCAUUGAAGGUGGCAGGCAUAUGGUCGAUAAUGGCAGCAUACACCGUGCCAUUCUUUCUUGUACCCCGGACGGUGCAUCCUGUAUUAGGCUGGUCUCUUUAUCUACUCGGCUCGGCAGCUCUGACCUCGAUUGUGAUCAAUGUCUUUUUACUGCCAGGACUGUCAGUUCUCACACCAUGGCUGGGAAUCCUGGGAUCAUUGUUUGUGAUGGCAUGGCCUUGGUAUUCAGAUGGUGUGGUUAGGGCCUUGGCAGUGUUUGCUUAUGCUUUUUGUUGUGCUCCCUUUGUAUGGGGAGCAUUGAUGAAGAUUUUGGGUUCCCUCCAGACACUAGUUGAGAGGGAGGCAUUCUUUCCCAGGUUGGGGGAGUCUACAGAGCUGCCCAACAAGUUGUAUUAAGAGAAGACAAUGCAGAGAACUGCAUGAAUUUAGUGAUGAAAUUGGGAUUUAUUCUCACCUUUUCACUGAUCAGUGAAUGAUCACUGAUCAUGUGUUGUUGUAAAACUAAUACAGUCCAAAUGCAAAAGAAAGCUAAAAGCAAAUGCUUUGUUUU
Messenger RNA from Dioscorea cayenensis subsp. rotundata (Guinea yam), 1781 nucleotides. RefSeq names its product putative glucuronosyltransferase PGSIP8. The record is from RefSeq and is a predicted model, not a curated record. Bases 215 to 1627 code for a protein of 470 amino acids. NCBI's taxonomy places the organism in Eukaryota, Viridiplantae, Streptophyta, Magnoliopsida, Dioscoreales, Dioscoreaceae. The transcript has 5 exons. Gene Ontology annotation, molecular function: glycosyltransferase activity.